CUUGGCCACAGAAGUGACUGCAAAGUAUCCUACCGGUUCAUGUCCAGCAAAUACUACCAGAAAUACUUUCUGUCCUAUGCUAAUUUACCAUGUUCUCCUGAUGUCUUACUGAACAUAAUUAGAAUGCGUCGGUACUCCAGACUUGCACAUUACGCGACAGCACAGUUGCGAGCCGAAACGAUGUCGAGAUUGGAACAGGUGGAAGCGAAAUAUCUACACCUCCAAAAUUCAUCAAGCGAAAUACAACAUUUGCAAAAGGAAAUCAGUCGAUGUUUGCAGUUCAGCGCUGGAGACGAAGAAAUUGACCUUGUUUCUUUGGACGAGUUCUAUGCUUCAGCCCCUGAAAGCAUAUCUCGACCUGAAGUAACGAAAACCAAUGAACAUGAACAGCGUUUAGCAAGGUUGACAUGGGAAGUAGCACAACGGAAGGCCUUACUCGACACGUUAACCGAGCAAGAAGGUCGGCGUAACGUUCUUACAAGUAGUAUCAAUGGCAAAGAACAGCGACUUAAAAGUCUUCGGUCAAAAAUUUCUAGUCUAAUGACGGCAGCCAAACCUGUCCAGGAAGCACUAGGUGUGGGUAAUGCUUCAGCAUCUUCAGCAGAACAACGUUCUCUCUUUUCUUUACUCCCACAUGAUCUAUCAGUGUUAUACGUACAAGCUGAGGCCUAUCGUGAUAUUAUGGAAGACUUGACUUUUCAUAUUUCUAUGUCACCGAUUUUUAUCUUUUAG
This is a messenger RNA of Angiostrongylus costaricensis, 732 nucleotides long. Lineage: Eukaryota; Metazoa; Nematoda; Chromadorea; Rhabditida; Metastrongylidae. The record is from the annotation of a GenBank genome assembly.